Brettanomyces nanus is the source of this 588-nucleotide messenger RNA. RefSeq lists its product as uncharacterized. Bases 1 to 588 code for a protein of 195 amino acids. The record is from RefSeq and is a predicted model, not a curated record. Gene Ontology annotation, cellular component: RNA polymerase II, core complex; P-body. NCBI's taxonomy places the organism in Eukaryota, Fungi, Ascomycota, Pichiomycetes, Pichiales, Pichiaceae. The transcript has a single exon. Gene Ontology annotation, molecular function: nucleotide binding; translation initiation factor binding. Gene Ontology annotation, biological process: transcription initiation at RNA polymerase II promoter; mRNA export from nucleus in response to heat stress; nuclear-transcribed mRNA catabolic process, deadenylation-dependent decay.
AUGAAUAUUUCUACAUCGGCAGGCGUGAAAAGAAGAAGAGGAGGACGGUCAAGUCAGCCGGAAGACGAAGUGAAUGCUUCAGAACUUAAACUUGGGCCGGAAUUCCAACUUGAUCAGUUGGACAACCACGGUAAUCACACUAAACUUAUAGCGUUGAAUCUCUCAGAGGCAAGAAUUUUAGUUAGAGCAGCCUUGAAAGAAAGAAUGGAAAUGAUUCAAGGGUUUAACGGGACGAAUGAAACAAUGGAUAAGGAUAAAUUGAUGGCCGAUGGAGAGCCAGAUGACGAGACUUUGGCUAGAUUGGCCACAGCUCCAGGAGCCAACGAGGUGCUACGGAAGACUUUGGAGUAUUUAUCAAUGUUUUCGAGAUUUAAGGACGCAGAAACUUGUACUGCGGCCGAAACUUUACUUAAAAGCGAGGAGAAUUCGGGUCUACAUCCGUUCGAAGUGGCCCAACUCGGUUCUCUUGCCAGUGAGGACAUCGACGAAGCAGUGACGCUUAUCCCAAGUUUGAAUGAGAAGAAGGAUGAAAUCGAUCUUCAACGAAUCUUGGAUGAAUUGAACAGAUUAGAGACAAAUUUCCCUUGA